AUGUAUGGAGCCAUGACGAGACACGACCUUUUGUUCCGAGGGCCUAAGCACACAAGGGCGAGUGAUCCCACCACAAGGAGGGUAGAGCGCAGCGGACUGGCCGGUGGAGGACCGUUUUAUGACGUCGUGUCUUUAGCCGCAGUGUGGGGAGUUCCAGACCUCGGAGCGCCAUCACCAAUUCUGCUUCGCAGGAGACGUUUCCGCGGACACGAAACCAGCGUGCCCCCCCCGGGCAAAGCGGGGAGGGCUACAAUAAGGUUCCGCCCUUCGCCAAGCGGGAGCGUGGAAAUCCUUGCCCUUUCAAGACAUGCUCCUCCUGCGGCUGGAACGCCAAGUGACCUCAUGGUCAAGCCUCCCAAGAGAUUCCUCCCCUCCCUCCCAAGCCGCCAAGUCAGAGCGGAAGACACGCGCUGCGUGCUACGGGAAGGGCAGACGGCGGUCUCGCGUGGGACACCCACCGCAAGCCGUGCCAAGGCGCGGUCGAGACCAUUCCGCUUUGGUCUCGGCGAGACAUGUGACCUCGACCCAAAGGGCUCUAGCGCGCGUCCUCGGCAGGCGAACAUGACUAAGCCGCCACCUGCCGCACACAGCGUCUUUUGCGCGGCCCCGGUCUUGCUCCCAAACUGGCCAAUCACGCACCCGCCUCGCUGCAGGCCGGGCCAUUUCAUCAUCUCGCCGCGACGACGGGCUCUGCGCUGUCCGCCGGCAAGGGAGGCUGCUCGGCGCCCUAUAUAUCUUGCCUGGCUGCCCUAUAUCUUCCACCUGUGGCUUCUCAUUUUCUCAUCCACACCCCCCUCCCCCCAGACCACCCUUAUCCUCUUCAAGAUCUAG
Molecule: messenger RNA, 831 nt
Organism: Coccidioides immitis RS
Lineage: Eukaryota; Fungi; Ascomycota; Eurotiomycetes; Onygenales; Onygenaceae
Exons: 4
Coding region: 1-831 (276 amino acids)
Source: RefSeq, a predicted model, not a curated record